AUGGGAAUAGCAGAGGUUGGAAUUGAGGUAAAUUUAAUAGGAGGCAAAUCUUCGGCUUUUAGAAAUAUAGGCUUUUACAUAGUGUUUCAGACAGUUGACUUGGUGACUUUGAGGAGAAUUGAUGAUCUAAGCUUGGAAAUUUCAAUUUCAGAUCAAAGACCUCUUUGGCCCUUAUCCAUUUGCUUUACUCAAGUGACUGGAGAAGUUAGUGCGACAGAUGAAGUUUGGGAUAAACUUAUUCGGGUUAACAAGUCUGCUAAAAGAUUUAGAAAGAAAGGUUGUAAGUUUUAUGAGAAAUUAUGCACUAUCUUUGGUGAUACUACUGCAACUGGUUCCAAUGCUCAUCCUUCAACUCGAAGUCCUUCUAAUGAUGGAGAUAAUGAUGAUGAUGCAACGUCGAUAAGUCCGUCUACUAGGAAUGAAGAAAGUGGUUUUGAUGAGGAUGGUAGCAGAAGAAGAGGUAAAUCAACAGCCACUUCGAACUCUCGAUCAGUAAAAAGAGCAAAGUUCUCAUUAGCUUUGGCAGAUGCACUGGCAACAUAUAAUGAAACUGCAAAGCGAAAGACAGAAUUGAUAGAGAGAUCAAUGGCAACAUCUGCAUCACAUUACUUAUUGGAUGAGAGUGUUGAAGCUCUUAAUCAAAUUGAUGGAAUUAGUGGAGAAGUAUACGCAAAAGCUAUUGAGAAGUUUGAGAACGAGGUGUCCAGAGCAUUGUUUCUAAAGAUGCCAGAGCAUAGAAGAAUAGAUUGGUUGCUGAAUUUGAAGUGAAAAAGUUUAUACUUUGUUUAGCUAUGAACAAGAUGACUUUAUUUAGCUAUUAACUUUAGUUUUGUUUAGCUUUUGACUGGAUGACUUUGUUAAGCUAUUGACUGGAUGACUUUAUUAGCUAUUGACUGGAUGACUUUGUUUAGCUAUUGACUGGAUGACUUGUUAGAUAUUGACUGGAUGACUUUGUUUUGCUA
Molecule: messenger RNA, 962 nt
Organism: Humulus lupulus (European hop)
Lineage: Eukaryota; Viridiplantae; Streptophyta; Magnoliopsida; Rosales; Cannabaceae
Exons: 5
Coding region: 1-768 (255 amino acids)
Source: RefSeq, a predicted model, not a curated record